AUGUCGGAGCUUGUUAAGAAUCCGCAAGUCAUGCAUAAGGCCCAGUCAGAGGUGAGGGAGGCCUUCGAAGGACAAGACAAGGUAACUGAAAGUGAUUUGGUCAAGUUAAGAUAUCUACAGCUGGUGAUCAAGGAGACUUUACGGCUACAUGCUCCAGUACCACUCUUGCUCCCUCGAGAAUGUCGCGAGUCAUGUCAGGUUAUGGGUUACGAUGUGCCAAAGGGGACCAGGUUGUUUGUGAAUGCUUGGGCAAUAGCAAGGGACAAGAGAUUGUGGCGUGAUGGAGAGGAAUUCAGGCCAGAAAGAUUUGAAAGUAGCAAUAUCGAUUUCAGGGGAAAUGAUUUCGAGUUCACACCAUUCGGGGCAGGCAGGAGAAUGUGCCCUGGCAUCGCGCUUGGACUGGCCAACCUAGAGCUGGCGCUUGCUAGCCUUCUUUACCAUUUUGACUGGGAUAUGCCCAAUGGCGCCAGGUUGGAAGAACUUGAUAUGGCAGAGGCCUUUGGUAUAACAUUAAAAAAGAAGUCCAUGCUCUGGCUUAAGGCCGAACCUUACAAUAAUUUUAUACCAAAUUAA
Molecule: messenger RNA, 573 nt
Organism: Miscanthus lutarioriparius
Lineage: Eukaryota; Viridiplantae; Streptophyta; Magnoliopsida; Poales; Poaceae
Source: the annotation of a GenBank genome assembly